Messenger RNA from Nomia melanderi (Alkali bee), 2767 nucleotides. RefSeq lists its product as uncharacterized. Lineage: Eukaryota; Metazoa; Arthropoda; Insecta; Hymenoptera; Halictidae. The record is from RefSeq and is a predicted model, not a curated record.
GAUUAUUUUGCUGUACCAUAGCAGCUUGUUGUUGCUGUUGUAAUUGUAAUUGUUGUUGUUGCAUCUGCUGCAUUUGUUGUUGCAUUGCAACAGAUUGUUGUUGUUGCUGUUGUUGCGCUAAUACCUGUUGAGCACUAGGCAUACCCAUCGCAUUUGUACCUACACCACCGACACCGCCUACGCCGACUCCUACACCAACUCCAAAUUGUUGAGGACUCACCAUACCUAAACAAAUUUUAAUUACUCAACUUUACAUAUCAUUUUCUUUUUUUCGAGUAUAAAUAUACUCACCACCUUGUUGUGGCCCCAUCAAACCAGAUACCAUUUGUCCUCCACCAAAUUGUGUUCUCAUUGCAGAUUGCUGUACAUUAGGAAACCCAGAAGGGAAAGGAUGUUGCUGGCCCGCCAUAUUGUUUAAAUUUUACAACUCUUUUACAUUUAUUAACAUAUGAUAGCACAGGAAAGAUUCAUCAGCAAAAUUAGAAAAUUUUGAGGUUAAGUAUCAUUCUAAUAUUGUACGUUCAACUUUUCGGAAUCCGAAAAACCAAUUGUCAUGAGAUUUAAUUUAUUUUCACUAGUAAGUAUAAAGGUAAAAAGACAUUUAUUAAAAUGUUGACAAAAUGUAAAAAUUGUAUCCUUGACACAUGUGAAGUUGUAAUCAAUAAUUUCUAGUAGAAUAUAAUUUCACUUCUUAUUUGAGGUUACACAGAAAAUUCACCAUCCUGCCAUUAACAAAAGUGUAGCACGAAAUAUGCAUAUUUUCUUCGAUUACGUGCAAUAUAAAGUGCACGUCUCACAUAUUACGUUACAAGUUGUUGACAUCACAUUGCGCACGUGUGUCGCGCUAGUAGCGUCCCCACAUCAUUUUACCGGCUUCUAUUCGCAUUAAACUGUUUUAAAAUUAAAAAAAGUUUAGUAAGCAACGUCAAUAUUUACUGUAAUACUAAUUUUUCUUAAAUGCCGAAUUUUGAGUAUCAUACAAAAUUCUCAAAAUGCAGUUCCGCUUAGUUUGGAACGAUACAACGCGAGGGCAGUAGUCUUCAGGUUCACUCACAGAAGCAAUAUAAUAUGGUAUUAUUAUUAACGUAUCAAUGUUUUUGUAUGUAAUCAUAAUAUAUAUAGAAUAAACAUUCAUAUUUUAAUAACAAACUAAAUUAAUUUAACUUCCUUUUCCCUGUUUAAUUCUGGUUUCUUUUCUAAAAAUGAAACCUUUUGUAAACUAAAUAUUAAUUUCAUCAAAUUUAUUAAAAUGUUCAAUUCAGUACUGUUUAUUUAAAAAUAUUCUCCACAUGUUUAUUGUUUCUGUUACAUUGAAUUUAUUUAUUAUUUUCGUGAACCAUAAUAUCAUAAAGCCUUAUACAUAUAAUUAUAAUAAUAAUAUAAAUUUAAAAUAAAUGUAUACUUUCUCGAUAAUUUUAAUUGUGCAUAAAAGACAGUUUCCUCUACUAAAAUUAUGAAAGUGUACGCUUCGCUUCGUUACGGAUCAAUCGUAACAGGAAAACAUCUCUUACAGCACAGGAUCAAAGUCAAAGUGAAAUUCUUUAAGAGAUAGGUCAGAAUUUGACGGUGUUCGAACGGUACCUAAACAGGAGAUAAGAUCAGCGCACACGAAAUGACCAGUAUAGCCAGAACGGGCCAAUCUUCUGUCCCCAUGCACCUUGCUCGUCUGUGCGCUCACAGGAACAUUGUUUUUUCCGUCGCAGUCAGUGUCCAUCACGCUGUUGCGAGGACUGCUGUGGGCGAGAACCAGUCGCUCUACAUAAGAAACGGUACCUGAACGAAGGGCAACGUGGAAAGUUGUUCAUCCUUGUUACAAUGCUUUGCGAACGAUUUCUCUUCGUCAUAACGUUGACGCGUGUUGUUUCGUUCUGCGGGGGUAGAACAAUACAAGAUCAAAUACUUACAUUUGAUUUUCUAAGUAAUAAAUCAAAACCGACAGAUGUACUUGUGAACGAAAGUUACAAAUCCAUGGUAAUUGGCCAUGACCAAUUUACAAAUAAAACAGUGAACAGUGAUAUUUCAUCAAAAUAUACCAGUGAAAAGAAACAAACGGCAUUGAACGGAAAUAGUCACGUCCAUGAGACAUGCCCUUUCAAAAGUAACAUAGAAUGUUCAAUUUUGUUGUCUUUGUCAAAAAUAGCGAAAGUCGAUGUGGCUGUUCCAGAUCAAACUAGUCGUGGUAUGAAAACAACAGCUUUUCAUAGCACUUGGAAAGAUGCCGAAAAAUUAAAUCUCAAUAAAAAACUAAAAGGGAAUGAAGGAGCACAUUUCGUUGGACAACAACAUUUCGAGACUGUUUCGAAGAAACAAAUGAAAUCGCUGAACGUCCACUGUCGCGCGAUCCACGAAGUUUACAUACCAGAAGCCAAACAAAACCUGCCAGCUUUUGCUUGUAAAUUUGGAAGUAAUACUUUUAUUUUGACGAGUACGAGAUUUCUCCAAGAUCGUCGUUUAAAUUUAGAUAUAAAUGUCAAUGAAGAUAUUUUUAAAAAUGUGAAACGUGCUCGAAAGAUUUCCAGAGGCAACAAACUGAGAGUGCUACCAGCUUUACUAGUUUUAAAUGUCCCCAACAACGAUUACAGAAUAGAGGCGCGGGAUUUUACUUCUGACGAAAGAAAAGUCGAUUCGGAUGAAAAGAACUGAUAAGAAAUCACCGGAACGCACUAGUCAGAAAAUCCUAUUGCGAAGGAAGUUUGGGUACCCAGUGAUAACAUUGAGUUCAUUAUCUUUCGUUUGCUAAACGAGAUAUACAAACAAUGUAAUUGUA